Messenger RNA from Aspergillus sclerotioniger CBS 115572, 1928 nucleotides. RefSeq names its product tannase and feruloyl esterase. The transcript is spliced from 4 exons. The record is from RefSeq and is a predicted model, not a curated record. The coding region runs from base 87 to 1754 and encodes 555 amino acids. Lineage: Eukaryota; Fungi; Ascomycota; Eurotiomycetes; Eurotiales; Aspergillaceae.
CUAUGACAGUAUAGCUGUUUCUGGUGAGCAGCGUAGCCUUGCAAGAAGAGAUUACGGACUCCGGAGCGGGUCUCUCUUCGAGCAAGAUGUUUCUCCUCGAUCUCUUGCAAACUAUCCUCAUAUUUAAAGCAGAGUUGCUGAGCCACUUUGCGCCACCCAAUACUCCCCCUUCUGGCGGGUCAUCCGAUUGCUCGGUGGGCUCAAUCAAGUCAUUACUCCCAGUUGGCUCGAAGGUUCUAUAUGCUUCUCACUAUGAGGCCGACGUUAGCUUUACGCCUCCGCUUGAGCACAACGCCGGAGCUUUUAGACAAUCGUCAUACGUCCUCCCGAAGAGUGCCUGUAUCUUCCAGGCCAACUUGACGCUUCCUGGAGACACCCAGCACAGUGUGGGUGUGGUUCUGCCAGAUGAUUGGAAUGGGAGGUUCUUGACAGCGGGAAACGGGGGGUUUUCUGGAAGCGUUAGCUGGGGCUCCAUUAUUGAUGCCUCUUGGUAUGGAUUUGCCGCCAUCUCGACAAAUACAGGCCAUGAAAGCUCAGGCGCUGAGUGGGCAUACCAUAAUCAGGACGCUCUCGCCAAUUGGGGCUACCGGGCUAUGCACGAUGCUGUUGUCAACGGAAAGUCCGUGACAGAGAAAUACUACGGAAAGGAAAUCUCCUAUAGCUACUAUCGCGGAUGUUCUGCAGGUGGAAAGCAGGGUCUCAAGGAGGUCGAAAUGUUCCCUGAUGAUUUCGAUGGAGUGAUUGUCGGAGCUCCCGCCUGGUGGACAACUCAUCUGCAACUGUGGAAUAUGAUUGUCGGUAUCUGGAACUCCCCAGCCGACUCCCCGCACCAUCUAUCAAAUGAACAGAUUGAUAUCUUGGCCAAUGAAGUCAUUCGCCAGUGUGAUCCGCAGGACGGAGUGGUGGAUAACAUAGUCAUGAACCCAGAUGCAUGCACCUUUCGGCCGGAGGCUCUCCUGUGUGCCGAUGACGCCACGGACACUUCGACCUGCCUAAACACAGAGCAGGUCAAGACGGUAUAUAAGCUUCACAAUGACUGGGUGGAGGCAGACGACACGUUUGUAUUCCCGCACCUCACUCUAAGCAGCGAGUGGAAGUGGAGCGGUUUGGUUGCCUCACCCUCGAGGCUGGGAACUGACUACGUCAAAUGGAUGCUUCAGUUGGGCGAAGACUGGAAGUGGGAAGAUUGGAAUACCGAUCUGAUCAAGCUGUCGGACGAGCUUAACCCUGGAAAUGCCACGACAGAUGACUAUGAUAUCUCUCCUUUCCACAACAAGGGUGGCAAAAUCAUCCAUUAUCAUGGAUGGUCAGACUGGUCUAUUGCUGCAGGAUCGAGCAUUUACUUUUAUGACCAAGUCACGAACGCUUUACGGCCGAAGGGGGUAAAUCUGGAAGAUUUCUACCGCUUUUAUUUGGUCCCAGGAAUGGGUCAUUGCGGGGGCACGUCGGAUCUGAUGGAAGCGCCUUGGGUCAUUGCAGGAGAUGGCCAAUCCUCUAGUCUUGGAAGAGAUGGAAAUAUCCACAGUGUGCCCGGGCAUGAGGAUGUGCGUCACGACGUCGUCCUUGCCAUGAUGAACUGGGUUGAGAACGGGACCAGCCCGGCCGAGCUGGUUGCGACAAAGUUCGUGAAUGAUAAGAAUCCACACGAGGGAGUGUAUCGCCAACGGCCAUUGUGUGUCUAUCCGGCGCAGGCUCAGUACAAAGGCUCGGGGGAUAUUGAUGCAGCGGACAGUUGGGAGUGCAGGCAGCUGUAAUGAUGGUGCCUCGGUCCUGGCCUGCGGACAGCCGUCUAAAGAGUUUAAUCUAUCAAGCACUGCAACAGAAUUUUGUGAAGUACGUCUAGAAGAUCUAACCAAGCACUUCCAAAGGACUUGAUCAAGUACUUUUAAAAUGUUUAAUCAAGCUCGCUACAAAGUGUUCUAAAAUAG